This is a messenger RNA of Cebus imitator (Panamanian white-faced capuchin), 8653 nucleotides long. RefSeq names its product trinucleotide repeat containing adaptor 6A (gene TNRC6A). The transcript has 26 exons. The coding region runs from base 283 to 6228 and encodes 1981 amino acids. Gene Ontology annotation, biological process: positive regulation of nuclear-transcribed mRNA poly(A) tail shortening; miRNA-mediated post-transcriptional gene silencing. Gene Ontology annotation, molecular function: nucleic acid binding. NCBI's taxonomy places the organism in Eukaryota, Metazoa, Chordata, Mammalia, Primates, Cebidae. Gene Ontology annotation, cellular component: nucleoplasm; P-body. The record is from RefSeq and is a predicted model, not a curated record.
AGGGCUACGUGGGUUCAAAACAAUUUAAAUACAAAAACACAAGCAGGUUCCCCUCCUCUCCUUUGCCUUUUGGUCUGGCUCUCCCCAUCGCUGGGUUGGAUGCCUGACUGAACGGAAAACCCGCCGUCUUGCAGCCACUAACCUGUGAGCGCUGGGUACCUGGAGAGCAGGCCCCUCUGCUGGGGGCCCCCAGGAGCGGUGCCCCAUCAUUUUGCAGCCCACUGACUCCCAGCCUGGUGUGAAAACUGAGGCCUGGAGAGGUGAUGUGAUUUGCCUAAAGUCAUGCAGCUAGUGGCAGAGCCAGGCCUAGACGCCAGGUGUCCUGGCUCUCAAGACAUUCCGCUGCCCGAGGAAUGGAACAGAGAAUUGGAAGCUAAAGCUACCAAAGACGUAGAAAGAAAUCUUAGCAGGGAUUUAGUGCAAGAAGAAGAACAGUUGAUGGAAGAAAAGAAAAAGAAAAAAGACGACAAGAAAAAGAAGGAAGCUGCUCAAAAGAAGGCCACUGAACAAAAAAUCAAAGUGCCAGAACAGAUAAAGCCCAGUGUAAGCCAGCCUCAGCCUGCCAACUCUAAUAACGGCACUUCCACAGCAACCAGCACUAAUAAUAAUGCCAAGCGAGCUACAGCCAACAAUCAGCAGCCACAGCAGCAGCAGCAGCAGCAGCAACAGCAGCAGCAGCAGCCGCAGCAGCAGCAGCCACAGCCGCAGCAGCCACAGCAGCAGCCACAGGCCUUGCCUCGGUAUCCUCGUGAAGUACCUCCACGAUUUCGCCACCAGGAACACAAACAGCUUCUAAAGAGGGGUCAGCAUUUUCCUGUCAUAGCAGCAAACCUGGGAUCUGCUGUUAAAGUGUUAAACAGCCAGUCAGAAAGCAGUGCUUUAACAAAUCAACAGCCACAAAAUAACGGAGAGGUGCAGAACAGCAAAAACCAGUCAGAUAUAAACCACAGUACUUCAGGAUCCCAUUAUGAAAAUUCCCAGCGGGGACUUGUGUCUUCUACAUGUGAUUCUAGCACAAACUGUAAGAAUGCUGUUGUAAGUGACUUGUCUGAAAAAGAAGCAUGGCCCUCAGUCCCUGGCAGUGAUCCGGAGUUGGCUUCAGAAUGUAUGGAUGCUGAUUCUGCCUCCAGUUCUGAAUCAGAGAGAAACAUCACUAUCAUGGCUUCAGGGAACACAGGUGGUGAAAAAGAUGGCCUUCGGAAUAGCACUGGACUUGGUUCCCAAAACAAGUUUGUAGUUGGUAGCAGCAGCAAUAAUGUGGGCCAUGGAAGUAGUACUGGGCCAUGGGGUUUUUCCCAUGGAGCCAUAAUAAGCACAUGUCAGGUCUCUGUGGAUGCUCCUGAAAGCAAAUCUGAAAGUAGCAACAAUAGAAUGAAUGCUUGGGGCACUGUAAGUUCUUCAUCAAAUGGAGGGUUAAAUCCAAGCACUUUGAAUUCAGCUAGCAACCAUGGUGCCUGGCCAGUAUUAGAGAACAAUGGACUUGCCCUAAAAGGGCCUGUAGGGAGUGGUAGUUCUGGUAUCAAUAUUCAGUGCAGUUCUAUAGGCCAGAUGCCUAACAAUCAGAGUAUUAACUCUAAAGUGAGUGGUGGUUCUACCCAUGGUACCUGGGGAAGCCUUCAGGAAACUUGUGAAUCUGAAGUAAGUGGUACACAGAAGGUUUCAUUCAGUGGUCAACCUCAAAAUAUUACCACUGAAAUGACUGGACCAAAUAACACUACUAACUUUAUGACCUCUAGUUUACCAAACUCCGGUUCAGUGCAGAAUAAUGAGCUGCCCAGUAGUAAUACAGGGGCCUGGCGUGUGAGCACAAUGAAUCAUCCUCAGAUGCAGGCUCCAUCAGGUAUGAAUGGCACUUCCCUUUCUCACCUUAGCAAUGGAGAGUCAAAAAGUGGAGGCUCUUAUGGUACUACAUGGGGUGCGUAUGGUUCUAAUUACUCUGGAGACAAAUGUUCAGGCCCUAAUGGCCAAGCUAAUGGUGACACUGUGAAUGCAACUCUAAUGCAGCCUGGCGUAAAUGGGCCUAUGGGCACUAACUUUCAAGUUAACACAAAUAAAGGAGGUGGCGUGUGGGAAUCUGGUGCAGCAAACUCACAGAGUACGUCAUGGGGAAGUGGAAAUGGCGCAAAUUCUGGAGGAAGUCGAAGAGGAUGGGGAACCCCUGCACAAAACACUGGCACUAAUUUGCCCAGCGUUGAAUGGAACAAACUGCCUAGCAAUCAGCAUUCCAAUGACAGUGCAAAUGGCAAUGGUAAGAAGUUUACAAAUGGAUGGAAAUCUACUGAGGAAGAGGAUCAGGGUUCUGCCACAUCUCAGACAAAUGAGCAAAGCAGUGUGUGGGCCAAAACAGGAGGUACAGUGGAGAGCGAUGGUAGUACAGAAAGCACUGGACGCCUUGAGGAGAAAGGAACUGGGGAAAGUCAGAAUAGAGACAGAAGAAAAAUUGAUCAGCACACAUUACUCCAAAGCAUUGUAAACAGAACUGACUUAGAUCCACGUGUCCUGUCCAACUCUGGUUGGGGACAGACUCCUAUUAAGCAGAAUACUGCCUGGGAUACAGAAACAUCACCUAGAGGGGAACGAAAGACUGACAAUGGGACAGAGGCCUGGGGAAGCUCUGCAACACAGACUUUUAACUCAGGGGCAUGUAUAGAUAAGACUAGCCCUAAUAGUAAUGAUACCUCAUCUGUAUCGGGGUGGGGCGAUCCCAAACCUGCUCUGAGGUGGGGAGAUUCCAAAGGCUCAAACUGCCAGGGGGGGUGGGAAGAUGAUUCUGCUGCUACAGGAAUGGUCAAGAGCAAUCAGUGGGGGAAUUGCAAAGAGGAGAAGGCUGCAUGGAAUGAUUCGCAAAAGAACAAACAGGGAUGGGGUGAUGGACAGAAAUCAAGCCAAGGGUGGUCUGUUUCUGCCAGUGAUAACUGGGGAGAAACUUCAAGAAGUAACCAUUGGGGUGAGGCCAAUAAGAAAUCCAGCUCAGGAGGUAGUGACAGCGACAGGUCCGUUUCUGGUUGGAACGAACUUGGUAAAACUAGUUCUUUUACUUGGGGAAAUAACAUAAAUCCAAAUAAUUCUUCAGGAUGGGAUGAAUCUUCUAAACCUACUCCUUCCCAGGGAUGGGGAGACCCUCCAAAGUCUAAUCAGUCUCUAGGUUGGGGAGAUUCGUCAAAGCCAGUCAGCUCUCCAGACUGGAACAAGCAACAAGACGUUGUUGGAUCUUGGGGAAUCCCACCAGCUACAGGCAAACCUCCUGGUACAGGCUGGCUGGGGGGACCUAUACCAGCCCCAACAAAAGAAGAAGAACCCACAGGCUGGGAGGAACCAUCCCCAGAAUCUAUACGUCGCAAAAUGGAGAUUGAUGAUGGAACUUCAGCUUGGGGAGAUCCAAGCAAAUACAACUACAAAAAUGUGAACAUGUGGAACAAAAAUGUCCCAAAUGGCAACAGCCGUUCAGACCAGCAAGCACAGGUACAUCAGCUGCUACCGCCUGCAAGUGCCAUCUCAAACAAAGAGGCAAGCAGUGGCUCUGGCUGGGGUGAGCCCUGGGGGGAGCCUUCUACUCCAGCCACAACUGUGGAUAAUGGUACUUCAGCAUGGGGUAAGCCCAUAGACAGUGGUCCCAGCUGGGGGGAACCUAUUGCUGCGGCAUCCAGCACAUCCACGUGGGGCUCCAGCUCUGUUGGUCCACAAGCGUUAAGCAAAUCUGGGCCAAAAUCUAUGCAAGAUGGCUGGUGUGGUGAUGAUAUGCCAUUGCCUGGAAAUCGCCCCACUGGCUGGGAAGAGGAAGAGGAUGUAGAGAUUGGAAUGUGGAAUAGUAAUUCAUCUCAAGAGCUUAACUCAUCUUUAAAUUGGCCACCAUAUACAAAGAAAAUGUCAUCAAAGGGUCUGAGUGGCAAAAAAAGGAGAAGGGAAAGGGGAAUGAUGAAAGGUGGAAACAAACAAGAAGAAGCGUGGAUAAAUCCAUUUGUUAAACAGUUUUCAAAUAUCAGUUUUUCGAGAGACUCACCAGAGGAAAAUGUACAAAGCAAUAAGAUGGACCUUUCUGGAGGAAUGUUACAAGACAAACGAAUGGAGAUAGAUAAACAUAGCCUAAAUAUUGGUGAUUACAAUCGAACGGUCGGGAAAGGCCCUGGUUCUCGGCCUCAGAUUUCCAAAGAGUCUUCCAUGGAGCGCAAUCCUUAUUUUGAUAAGGAUGGCAUUGUAGCAGAUGAAUCCCAAAACAUGCAGUUUAUGUCCAGUCAAAGCAUGAAGCUUCCCCCUUCAAAUAGUGCACUACCUAACCAGGCCCUUGGCUCCAUAGCAGGGCUGGGUAUGCAAAACUUGAAUUCUGUUAGACAGAAUGGCAAUCCCAGUAUGUUUGGUGUUGGAAACACAGCAGCACAACCCCGGGGCAUGCAGCAGCCUCCAGCACAACCUCUUAGUUCAUCUCAGCCUAAUCUCCGUGCUCAAGUGCCUCCUCCAUUACUCUCCCCUCAGGUUCCAGUUUCAUUGCUGAAGUAUGCACCAAACAACGGUGGCCUGAAUCCACUCUUUGGCCCUCAACAGGUAGCCAUGCUGAACCAGCUAAACCAGCUUUCUCAGAUCUCCCAGUUACAGCGAUUGUUAGCGCAGCAGCAAAGGGCGCAGAGUCAGAGAAGCGUGCCUUCUGGGAACCGGCCGCAGCAAGACCAGCAGGGUCGACCUCUUAGUGUGCAGCAGCAAAUGAUGCAACAAUCUCGUCAACUUGAUCCAAACCUGUUGGUGAAGCAGCAGACUCCACCAUCUCAGCAGCAGCCACUCCAUCAGCCAGCCAUGAAGUCUUUCCUUGACAAUGUCAUGCCCCACACUACACCUGAGCUGCAAAAAGGGCCAUCACCAAUAAAUGCUUUCAGCAACUUCCCUAUAGGCUUGAACUCAAACUUGAAUGUAAAUAUGGAUAUGAACAGUAUUAAAGAGCCACAGUCAAGACUAAGGAAGUGGACUACAGUGGACAGCAUUUCUGUGAACACAUCUUUGGAUCAAAACUCCAGCAAACAUGGUGCUAUUUCAAGUGGUUUCAGGCUGGAAGAGUCUCCAUUUGUUCCCUAUGACUUUAUGAACAGCAGUACUUCACCAGCCAGUCCUCCAGGUUCUAUAGGAGAUGGCUGGCCACGUGCCAAAUCGCCUAAUGGCUCUAGCAGUGUUAAUUGGCCACCAGAAUUUCGUCCUGGUGAGCCAUGGAAAGGUUAUCCAAACAUUGACCCUGAAACUGACCCUUACGUCACUCCUGGCAGUGUCAUAAACAAUCUUUCAAUUAAUACUGUGCGGGAAGUUGACCACCUCAGGGACAGGAACAGUGGGUCAUCCUCAUCCUUGAACACCACGCUGCCUUCAACUAGUGCCUGGUCAUCCAUUCGUGCCUCCAACUACAACGUUCCCCUCAGCAGUACAGCACAAAGCACUUCAGCCAGAAAUAGUGAUUCCAAAUUGACAUGGUCUCCUGGUUCAGUUACAAACACCUCUCUGGCUCAUGAGCUGUGGAAGGUCCCUUUGCCACCUAAAAACAUCACUGCUCCGUCCCGCCCACCUCCGGGACUGACUGGUCAGAAGCCACCCUUGUCUACGUGGGAUAAUUCUCCCCUUCGUGUAGGUGGAGGAUGGGGAAAUUCUGACGCCAGAUAUACCCCAGGUUCCAGCUGGGGUGAGAGCAGCUCAGGGAGAAUAACAAAUUGGCUUGUUCUAAAAAACCUUACACCUCAGAUCGAUGGCUCAACUCUGCGCACUUUGUGCAUGCAGCAUGGCCCACUGAUCACAUUCCACCUGAACCUCCCUCACGGAAAUGCUCUGGUCCGCUACAGUUCAAAAGAAGAGGUAGUGAAGGCACAAAAGUCUCUGCACAUGUGUGUACUGGGGAACACUACUAUUCUUGCUGAGUUUGCCAGUGAAGAGGAGAUCAGUCGUUUCUUUGCACAAAGCCAGUCUCUGACCCCUUCUCCCGGCUGGCAGUCUCUCGGGUCCAGCCAGAGCCGGCUGGGCUCCCUCGACUGUUCCCACUCAUUCUCCAGCCGGACCGAUCUCAAUCACUGGAAUGGUGCUGGGCUGUCGGGAACUAACUGUGGAGACCUUCACGGCACUUCACUCUGGGGGACCCCGCAUUAUUCCACAAGCUUGUGGGGUCCUCCAAGCAGCAGCGACCCCCGAGGAAUUAGCAGCCCAUCUCCCAUUAACGCUUUUCUUUCUGUUGACCACCUGGGUGGGGGUGGAGAGUCCAUGUAACAGUGUAGAUGCAGACUCACCGACCGGGACCUCAGACGCGAGGGAAAGGAGCACUAAGUGGGGCUCGCCGCCUGCAGCCAGGGGCCGCCUGUGGGAACAGCUAUUCUCUGCACAUUUUCCACUUUGUUUUCCCCAGAACAUAUCAGUUUGAAUACUUGAAUCAUGCAGGCCAAUAUUAUAAUGUGAAAAGGUAUCUACUCUAUUUACACUCCCAAAUAGCGCCAUACAUGCUAAACCGUAGAGAAUGAGCUCGCUUGUGUCUAUUCAUCAUGUUUAGCCUUCGGAUUUUUUUUCCUUCUAUUCCUCCCCCCUUCCCUUUUUUUCUCUCUUUUUUGCGAAACCAUAUUUUGGGCUGAUAACGUAUGAGCUUUUCCCUUUGCACUGAAUGAUGUUCUCUCCGUCUCAUCGGCAGUAUGGGGGGCAGCUGUCCCAGUGUCAAUGUUUACUCAAGGGUGUUCUUAGGAGGCGUGCGCUCUCUACUAUGCCUUGAUGUUGCCUACCUUAUUGUGGUAUCGUGGAGUUUAAAAGAUCAAGUUAGGAUGCUGACUUAGGAUUAUUAAUGAAAGUGUUGCACCAGUUUUUUCAUGUUGUAAAACUAAAGAAUUUCGCUCUGCAGUUUGAAAAACUGUGGCCACAGCUGUGACUUGCAGCCCACCUGCCACCCAGGACGGGCCCUGCACUUUGAAUAGGCUUUCCAUUUUGUUUUGGAGGUUCCCACGUUGAACCUUCUUGUUUACAGAUUUUUUUGUUUGUUUUUUGAGAAAAAAGAAAAUGUUUACUCUUCCAUCAUUUAAAAAAAAUGUAAAAGACAAAAAAAAAAAAAAUGGAGGAUGAUUUAAAAGAUGCUUUCUAUCUCUGGGAAAAAGGAGCAGCAUUUGGCCAUGUUCUUUUGUUUUUCUAUUCCUGUCCUAAAUCAAAGAGCAUGGUUCUCAGGAAAACCAGUUCCCCAGUUAAAAAAAAUAAAUAAAAAUAAAAAAAACAACAAAAAAAACUCCUUGUAGUUUCUUAUAGGAAAAAAAGAAAAACCCCAACUUUUAGCACUGAUACUACAUAUUGCUCUGUUAAAGAAUUUUCUCUGCCAAAAAAAAAAGAAAAUACAAAAAAACGCUUAAAGCUGGAGUUUGACAUUCUGCUUUCAGAUGCUGUCUUUUUAUUAGUGAGUGAUGAUGGUUUGCUAAUAAUCAAUAGGUAAUAAUUUUUUGUAAUCCCAUCAAGUGGCUCCAUAUGUUUCUGCUCUCUUGUGACUGUGUUAAUGUUUAACUGUUGUACCUUAAAGCCGAAAUCAGUAACUAUGCAUACUGUAACCAAGGUAUUGGGCUUACAGAGUUGUUUGUUGUAUAAAGAAAAUUUUAAAUGUUGUUGCAAACUAACGAGUUACACCAUUUUAAACUUUCUUUCCUCCCCCUUUUUUUGCUCCCAAAUGGUAUUAUAAUGCUUGCUUAGUCAAAGAAGAGAGACUAAACAAGGGUAAAAAUUUUAACAGUACAGAAUUUGCCAUCAUUUCAUUGCCUUGAUUCUAACUGUUUGUGUCCUAAGAUGCAAAAGAAGUCAGUGGCUUUUAACUGUUUACAAAUAGAAUGUGAUUGUAAAAUGUACAGUUUGGUUGUGUUUGAAUUAUGAAAUUUCUUCAGAUAUAAUAAACCAUGACUUUUUGGCUGCUCAACAUUAAUUGUCUCUUUUUUGUGAAUUUAUUUGUAGGCUCUUUUUUAUAAUGAAAGUUUCAAAGUUGCUAUGUAUGAGGGUUCUCAUAGAGCAACUGAUUAAAAAUCUAAGCAAAUAUUUGAACAUUUUAUCUGAACUCAUCACAAUUUCACCCUGAAAUAAUGUGAGAACAAUGGGAAACUGUAGCUUGCUCCUUCCCACCCUCUCUGAGCAUCUUUGGGAUCUUGUUGCUCAAAACUCUUCUGUGACUUCAUCUUCCCCACCAUUUGUGCCCAUCUCAAGCCUCAGCAAGAAACCAUGUGGAACAUGAAGCUUAAUGACUUGACAGUGUACUAGUGUUAAACUCUCAUACCUCUGUUACAAAGCGAGAAACGCCACACCCGGACUGGCCUUUUCUUCCCCCUUCACGGCCCUCGCUUCUCCCUCCAGGAGCUCGGGGCAAAAUCUGUGUAUGGAUUUCAGUGUAUGACUUCUGAUCAUGCUCCAACUUGCCAGGUGUAAGCUAAUGUUGUCGGACACCUUACGAUAAGCAGAUGUUAUUCAGUGCGUUCAAUGUAUAUUGACUUCCAUACUGGUUUUUCCAAAAACCAAAGGUAGCUUUGAAAAACCAUGUCUGGAAAUGUUUGGAGCGUUAAGCUGAUUGACCUUCUGACCUUGGGGCUUUGAGUAGUAUAUAAUUCAUAACUGCGUUAAUUGUAUUGUUAAAGUGUUUGGGAGUUUUUUGCGCUUGUUAUGUGGAAAUAAAGUGUUUGAUUUAAAAUUU